AUGUCGCACCAAGAUCAAGAUCCCUAUCAUGACGUGGACACCGAGUUGGACACUCUGUCGCUACGGGAGAUCUUGGAUGCUGAUUCUCGCCCGACUUUCAUCCUUGAUCUCGACCCCGAUGUAGAAUCUCACGAAUCCAAAGACGCCAGUUCCAUUGCUAUUCUGCCUGUGUUUUGUAACGAGGCGCUGCGACUGCAUGAGCGUCUGUACGAGUCUGUACUCGGGGAGAACUCUACCCAGUCCUUUCUCGACUUCAAGGCGUGGACUGAAAGCGUCACUGCUCAUGAUGUAUCCAAGGAUAUCUUUCCAGUUGCAUUCUUGUUCGAAAAUGUGUUGUGGACAGGCUCAACGGUGCGUCGACGAUGGAGGCUCAUCAGUGGGAAUCAAGCCUGGCGAGAAACAGAUGUCGACAUGAACAAUUUAGCAUCCGUCUCUGCGCUUGAGAAUCCAGUCGCUGGUGUCACCAGGAGAAGGAAGAGUAGGAACCAACAAGUAACUGACAGCAAACACCAAGCGCCAACCAGGGACAGUGCGGUUGGCUCAAUCGGAAGCCAGACCUUCUUCUCACAGCCUGUUGUGACAGCGUACAUGCAAUCCAUGCCUGGCUCAAAUUCAGAUGAAACUGGCCUCUCCUCAUACUCAUCAUCUAUCCCGCUCUCGUCACCGGAAAUGGCCGUGGCUGACUGGACUGUACCCGAGCCAAGAGGCAUAUUGUCUCCCCAUCUUCAAUACGCCCGCUCCGUGGACUGGGCAAAGACUCCCCUUGGGCCUAUGGAGGACUGGUCUCGGGAAUUCCGCCAGUUAGCAAACCUUUGCAUGACAAAUCCCCAUCCGGCAGCUCUAUUUUGGGGAAGCGAACUGACCAUGCUCUACAAUGAGGCCUACGCUGCAGAAGUUGCAGGAAACAAGCAUCCAUCUCUAAUGGGCACUGGCUUCUCGGGUCCCUUUGCCGAGCUUUGGGACUAUGCUGGCCCUAUCUUUGCCGAAUGCGCCCGCACUGGCACAAGUGUUCGGAAAGACCACGAUUAUUUGCCCAUCGAUCGAAAGGGAGUCAUUGAGGAGACGUUCUAUAGCUGGACAUUCACCCCAUUGUACGGGGGAACCAGCCGGAUCUUGGGAUUCUACAAUGCACCAUUUGAAACAACCCAGGAAGUCGUCGGUCAGCGGAGGAUGCAGACUGUAAACCGGCUGGGUGAGCGAACCUCCCGGGCCAAGACAGUCAAGAAAUUCUGGUCGUAUGUUUUGGAGAGUCUCGAGGACAACCACUACGACAUUCCCUUUGCACUGUUAUAUUCUGUCGGUGAGGCAGAUGAGGCUGAUGAUACGUCCAUGUCUUCUGAAAGUACAGCAUCACCAAAAUGCUGCCAUUUAGAAGGUGCGCUUGGAGUUCCCCAAGGACAUCCCGCCAUUCCCCUCCUGCUUGAUCUAAAGCGAAGCUGUGAAGGGUUCGUGCCAUCUUUUCGUAAAGCCAUGCGGACGAGAGAGCCGACGGUCCUCAACACCCGAGACGGUACUCUCCCAGAGGACCUGCUCAAGGACUUCCAGUGGCGUGGGUUCGGCGAUCCUUGUCGCCAAGCUGUUAUUUUCCCAGUGAGACCGACCAAUGGUGACAACGUCAUGGCCUUCUUGGUGCUAGGUGUUGCUCCUCGCAGGCUCUAUGACAGCGAAUACGAGGCGUUUGUUCGCAUGCUCAAUCGACAACUUGCUACCUCACUGGCUUCUGUCAUACUCUACGAAUCUGAGGUCCGUCGAAGCCGAGAUGCGGCAGAAGCAGCUGCAUUGGAAAAGGAACGCCUCGAACAUCAGCUGGACUUGCAGGCGAAUCGGAUGCGUCGCAUGGCAGAACAAUCGCCGCUUGGUAUGUUUCUAAUAAGCCCCGAUGGCGUGCUCCUUGAAGGAAAUGAACAGUUUUACGAAAUGACGGGGCAUACCAGAGAACCCCAAGCUGAAAUGUCAUGGAUUGACUUCAUUGCUGAAAGUAGCUUGGACACCAUAAAGCAUGCCUGGGUCCAAAUGCACGACGAGCAAACUUCUUGGUCGGGCGAACUGCAGCUCAGGAAGCAACACCCAGAAACUAAUCUACGGGAAGAAGAAGCUAUGGAUCAUUGGGUCCUAUUCACGGCCCAUGUGGAAACGAAUGGCGGCAGCUCCCUACCAUCUGUUAUGUGUUCCAUCACUGACAUCUCACAUUUGAAGUGGGCUCAAGGUUUGCAAAAUCGUCGGUUGCUGGAGGCCGAGGAGAUGAGAAGGAAGCAAAACGAGUUCAUCGACAUCACGUCUCAUGAAAUGAGGAAUCCGCUAAGUGCCAUACUUCAAUGCGCUGACGAUAUCCUCACAUCCCUUGGUGGGUAUGACGGAAGAAGCCCUCCAGCUGAAGUUCUGGCCUCUUGUUUGGAAGCUGCGUCAACUAUUUCACUCUGCGUCCAGCAUCAAAAGGCCAUUGUUGAUGACGUUCUCACCAUUUCAAAACUUGACUCAAAUUUGCUUCUCAUCACCCCGGUUGCUGCGCAACCAGCAGCGAUUCUGAAGCGAGCUGUCAAGAUAUUCGAGCCGGAGCUACAGGCAAAUGAUAUUCGCGUGGUCAUUGACAGCAGUCCGAUACAAGAUGAGGCCAACCCGGAUUGGGUGAUGCUCGAUCCCGGUCGCGUACUGCAGAUUCUUAUCAAUCUGAUAUCGAAUGCCAUCAAGUUUACAGCUCCGUGCAAAAGUCGAACCAUCACCGUUGCUGCCACAGCAUCGUUCAGUCCACCGUCUGAGAAUCACAUUACUGAUUUCCGAUUCGCACAAUCGGAUACGGCCGGCAUAUCCAUCACAAACUCGAGGGAUUGGGGAAAAGGAGAACUCCUUUAUGUUUGUUUCAAAGUCCAAGACACGGGCUGUGGUUUGACGCCUGAAGAACAACAAAUACUAUUCCAAAGGUUUAAACAAGCCUCGCCACGUACUCAUGCAAUUUAUGGAGGGAGUGGGCUAGGCCUGUUCAUUACCAAGAGAUUGACGGAGCUUCAUGGCGGACAAAUAGGGGCAUCAUCAACAACUGGUGAGGGAAGCACCUUUAUAUUUUACGUCCAAGCAAGACACGCCAAUGCACCGAGUAUGCCAAUGGAUGCAAAUGAACGUCUUCGCACAGAACAGGCCGUUGAGAAUUCCAAUACCCGCCUAAGCCACCCUCUUAGAACGCGACACCAAGAUCCCGCUCAGCAGAAGGCAUCCGAGCUUCAGUCUGGCCUCACAGAAGGCACAUUAUCCCAAUUCGACCUCGAGCACCUGCAUGUACUCGUCGUCGAGGACAAUUUGAUCAACCAAAAAGUACUCGUGAAACAGCUAAGAAAGCUUGGCUGCCACGUUGAUGCUGCUAAUGACGGUGUCGAAGCACUGGCUUUCUUAAAAAAGACACAUUUCUAUUCCGAGCGUGGACUCAACCUGUCAGUCAUUCUUAUGGACCUUGAGAUGCCUAACAUGGAUGGCUUGACUUGCGUUCGUGAAAUCCGGGCCAUGCAGGGUCGAAAUGAGCUUACAAGUCAUGUGCCUGUCAUUGCAGUCACGGCAAAUGUCCGCGACCAGCAAAUCAUGGCUGCUAAAGAGGCGGGGAUGGAUGAUGUGGUAUCAAAACCAUUUUCGAUACCAGAUCUAUUGAAGAAGACUGGAGCAUUAUUGCAACUCAAUCGCGGGUAG
This is a messenger RNA of Pochonia chlamydosporia 170, 3672 nucleotides long. Its product is annotated as ethylene receptor. Lineage: Eukaryota; Fungi; Ascomycota; Sordariomycetes; Hypocreales; Clavicipitaceae. Bases 1 to 3672 code for a protein of 1223 amino acids. The record is from RefSeq and is a predicted model, not a curated record. The transcript has a single exon. Gene Ontology annotation, molecular function: phosphorelay sensor kinase activity. Gene Ontology annotation, biological process: phosphorelay signal transduction system; phosphorylation.